Amblyraja radiata (thorny skate) is the source of this 1125-nucleotide messenger RNA. RefSeq names its product recoverin. NCBI's taxonomy places the organism in Eukaryota, Metazoa, Chordata, Chondrichthyes, Rajiformes, Rajidae. The coding region runs from base 391 to 993 and encodes 200 amino acids. The record is from RefSeq and is a predicted model, not a curated record. The transcript has 3 exons. Gene Ontology annotation, molecular function: calcium ion binding.
GCAUCAUGUUUGGCCAAAGGGCUUGUUCCUGUGCUCAAUAUUUAAUGUUGUCAAUUUAAAUUUGUCUAAAAAGUCAAAAAUUCUAAAGUCUAUUAAAGUCUGUUGACCAAGACUGCAAAUAAAGUUAAGUGGAUCGCAGGCAAGGUGUGUUUUGCUAACAGUUUUAGGAAUUCACACGUUAGUUACGGUUAUUUCUAAUAGCUAAUUCGUUUGUUGUUUAUAUGUAUUCGGAUUUCUGUGUGAAUGUCAACCUUAAGGAGAUAAAGGCUAAUCCUUCUAAACUAACAAGCUUUAAUCUGUUUGGAUAAACAUGCAUCUGGUGCCUGUCUGUGCAUUGUUGAGUCAGGAGGAGUCCUGUGUUCUCCUUGCUUCUUGCCUCUGGGUCUGGAAAUGGGAAACUCCAAAAGCGGUGCCCUCUCCAAAGAUAUCUUGGAAGAUCUCAAACUCAACACCAAAUACACAGAAGAUGAGCUGGCAAUAUGGUAUCAAACAUUUUUGAAGGAAUGUCCAAAUGGAAAGAUCACCAUGGCACAAUUUCAAAAGAUCUACUCUGGAUUUUUCCCGGAUACGGAUCCCAAAGAAUACGCUCAACAUGUUUUCAGGAGCUUUGACACCAAUUCUGAUGGGAUCUUGGAUUUUAAGGAAUACAUCAUUGCGCUUCACCUCACCUCCUCGGGAAAAACCUCGCAGAAACUUGAAUGGGCUUUUUCUCUUUUUGACGUCGAUGGCAACGGAACUAUCAACAAAACAGAAAUAUUGGAAAUUGUCAAGGCUAUAUUUAAAAUGAUAAACGAAGAUGAACUAAAAACACUACCAGAGGACGAGAACACACCAGAGAAGAGAGCUGACAAAAUCUGGGACAAUUUUGGCAAGAAGGAAAAUGAUAAAUUAUCAGAAGACGAAUUUAUUCAAGGCACCCUGGAAAACAAUGAAAUUCUCCGAAUGAUUCAGUUAGAACCAAACACAAUCAAAGAAAAGCUAAAAAGGAAAUAGCUUCAAUCUUUCACUGGGAAUAAUAUUUUCCCAAAGACUGUUCCAAGAUUGUUUACAAAUUACUGUUUUCUCAAUAAUACAAUGCAAGAGCUGUGUAAUUUUAAAUAUUAAUAAAAGAUUCGGUAUACAUUU